AUGUCCCACGAUUCAGCGCAAACAAAGGAGCAGAAAUUCCACCAGUACAUCCUCAACUUGCCCAAGGAGAAAAAAGAUGCCAUUCGGGGCAAGCCUCGGGAAGUGUUGAAAGUCAUCGACGACUAUCCCGAGUGGUUCAUGGACAUUGGCCCGGAAAAGGGCAAGUUUAUAGUCGAGGAGAUCAGAAAGAAGAAACCCAAGGUCAUGAUUGAACUCGGAGGCUAUCUCGGUUAUUCUGCGGUUUUGUUCGGCAAUGAACUACUCGAGACCCCCGAGGCAAAAUACUACAGUUUUGAGGCAAACCCCGAGUUUGCCAAGAUUGCCACCGAUGUCAUUAGUUUGGCUGGGUUAUCCAACAAGAUUGAAAUCAUUGUGGGCAAAGCUAGCUAUACUUUGGUGAAUUUAAAGGAAAGAUUGAGCGGUAAGUCUGGGUUUAAGCCACUUGAUUUCAUCUUUAUUGACCAUUGGAAGGAUCUAUACGUGCCCGAUUUCAGAGAAUUGGAGACCUUGAAUUUCAUUGCCCCGGGCACGGUGAUUGCCGUACGUAUAUACAUUCCACUACUCCUCCCCUUCCAGUUUCCUCUUACUAACUAGCAAACCAUUCUAGGCUGACAAUGUGAUCACUCCUGGUGCUCCCGAAUACAUCAAAUACGUGAGAUUAUCGCCCGAGGAAAAAAAAUCGUAUAACCAGGAAAACCCCAAUCCAAAUGGUCAAGAGUGGAUCGGUAGAUGGAACAUCUUGUACGAUACCGAGACCGUUAAAUUCAAAUUUUCCAACGGACGGGAGGACGGCGUUGAGCUCACCAAAUGCUCAGACUACCUUACUGGCUAA
Lodderomyces beijingensis is the source of this 832-nucleotide messenger RNA. NCBI's taxonomy places the organism in Eukaryota, Fungi, Ascomycota, Pichiomycetes, Serinales, Debaryomycetaceae. The record is from the annotation of a GenBank genome assembly.